Melanotaenia boesemani (Boeseman's rainbowfish) is the source of this 2167-nucleotide messenger RNA. Its product is annotated as SUMO-conjugating enzyme UBC9-like. The record is from RefSeq and is a predicted model, not a curated record. Gene Ontology annotation, biological process: protein sumoylation. Gene Ontology annotation, molecular function: SUMO conjugating enzyme activity. Gene Ontology annotation, cellular component: nucleus. Bases 448 to 924 code for a protein of 158 amino acids. Lineage: Eukaryota; Metazoa; Chordata; Actinopteri; Atheriniformes; Melanotaeniidae. The transcript has 7 exons.
GGAAGAAAAGGAAGAAGCGGCACAUCCACAACAAAGAUGGCUGACCAUGUGUGACGUGUAGCAUUGGGCUGUCCCAUACACUGCCUGAAGGUCCUUACGAAAUAAACAGAUUGGGGUCCUUUUUCGCGGUUUGGGCGGUGUAUGGAGUCACAUUGUUUUACAUAACUCUGUUUAAUUACCCCCAAAUUACAAAACUACACGUUAAAUUUUGUGUUUAAGUAAUAGUGUGAAAAUAGCCUAUUGGCCAUUAACGUCCUAACUGGCCCAAUAGUUUUGUUUUUAAACGUCGAAGGGUGUGUUUUUUGUUUUUUUUUUCCCUAGUCGCUGUCCGUCAUAGCGAAGCUAACGUUAGCAUUAGCGAAGCAAACAAGCUAGCCCUGAAACUUACCCCACGCCAUUUGCGCUUUUUAGUCGAAUAAAAUACGAGGGAGGCGUUGAUGAGCAGUAAUGUCUGGUAUUGCUCUUAGCAGACUGUCUCAGGAGCGCAAAGCCUGGAGAAAAGACCACCCGUUUGGUUUUGUUGCUGUGCCCACCAAGAAUCCAGAUGGAACCAUGAAUCUGAUGAACUGGGAGUGUGCCAUCCCAGGGAAGAAAGGAACUCUGUGGGAGGGAGGACUCUACAAACUCAGAAUGCUGUUUAAAGAUGACUACCCUUCCUCUCCACCCAAAUGCAAAUUUGAGCCACCAAUCUUCCAUCCGAAUGUCUACCCGUCAGGCACUGUGUGCCUGUCCAUCCUGGAGGAGGACAAAGACUGGAGACCUGCCAUCACCAUCAAACAGAUCCUAUUGGGUAUUCAGGAGCUGCUGAAUGAGCCAAACAUUCAAGACCCAGCACAAGCAGAGGCUUAUACAAUUUACUGUCAGAACAGGAUGGACUAUGAGAAGCGGGUAAGGGCACAGGCCAAGAAGUUUGCCCCCACAUAGAGUGGAAAGCUGCCCUCGGCCUUGCCUGAACAGCCUGAAGUGACAGUGGUAACAAACAGGAGGCGGGCGGCACCUGAAGGACCACUCCAAUAAGAAUCCACGUUUGAGUAUUACUAUACUAUUGCACAGGUGACAAGCCUGUUUUCUUUUUUCUUUCCUCCUUUUUUUUUAUUAAAAAAAUAUGACUGUAUUUGUGUUUAAGAAGUAUUUAUGCAUCAAAUGCAUAGCUGAUGAUGCUAGAACUCUGCUAUCAAUAUGACAUUUGUAACUGUUGUAUAAACCAUAUCUCCAGUUUUGUCAGAGUUCAGAGUGCUAAACUUACUCAUGUCCCCAUCAAUGCCAUAAGUAAUGUGUCGUCAGAGCUGUACAAAUACAACUUCAUGCCCAAACUCUGUGUGAUGCUCAGCCAAGAAGAUUUCAUCCGUUAUACCAUCUCCCAGCUUCGAUCAAACCAUCAAUUGUGGAUAUUUUGUCAUGAAUGUUCCCACAAACUGAGACAGAAGCACAACUAAGCUAAUUCUUUAUUACAGAUUAACUUCAGAGUUUUGAGAAAAGCAUCCAAAAGAAAACUUAUUUAAGUAAAAGACAAUCCUGGCACUUCUGUAAUGUUGGUUGUGAACCAAACACUAGCCCUCAUGUAGGCAGGAAGAGAAGUUCAGUCCAUGUUAGGAAAGGAAGCAGAGACUGAAAGUAAGACAGGAGAGACAUAGCUCUGCUUCCUCCAUCGUCCUUCAUCCUAGUCUAACAUUUCAUAGUGUAAAGAUUGUUUUUGUGGAUCCAGCAGAAGGUGAAACAAAUAAAUUUCACGCAGAUUCAUAUUCAGUGUUUUGUCUUCUUCCAAAGAUGCUGUGACGUUUCAUAAAAACUUAACAAAAACCUUUUGCUGUGUUUAUUUUUCAAGCUUUUUCAUUCGGUCAGUCACUCGCACACCACCUCCUAAAUCAAAAUAGAUGUAUAAAACCAAAAAACAAGUCCAACUGAAGGAUCCUCACUGGAAUGGCCUGUCAACAACCAACAAUGACAAAAGAAAGUGCACUUGAAAGUAGACCUAGCUUUUUUUUUUUUCUUUUCCCCCUUUGCCUCUGAAAUUUUUGAGUGCAUGUACAUAAUAUAAAUAACAGAAAACUGUGGGAGUUAUGUUUUAUAUUGUUUUAGCCAGUUGACAUUGUGUGUGGUAUAACAAAGGACACAAUAAAAAUGGUCUGAAAUUGUGAAAUAAAGUUGAAUAAAAACAAACAGAAAA